Messenger RNA from Diospyros lotus (date-plum), 2332 nucleotides. Its product is annotated as long-chain-alcohol oxidase FAO2. The record is from RefSeq and is a predicted model, not a curated record. The coding region runs from base 62 to 2317 and encodes 751 amino acids. The transcript is spliced from 2 exons. Lineage: Eukaryota; Viridiplantae; Streptophyta; Magnoliopsida; Ericales; Ebenaceae. Gene Ontology annotation, molecular function: flavin adenine dinucleotide binding; long-chain-alcohol oxidase activity.
CUCUUAACUCAUAAAGUUCCAAAGCCUGAAGUCGGAGAGAGAGAGAGAGAGAGAGAGAGAGAUGGGAAGGAGAGAGAGUCAUCCGUUGCUAAGAGGAGGGAAGAGCGGGUGUGGCAAUAGCAGCAGCCGCCACGGAUUGUCUUCGUCUCAGAUCGAAGCACUUUCCGCCAUGUGCGAAGCUCUCAUUCCUCCUCCCUUCCUCCAACAAGAGAACGACCAGCGUCUGUCUUCGUCGUCUUCUUCUUCUUCUUCUUCUCGUGGUGGCCCUCGGCCUCGAUCGCUGGUCGCCGAGCAGGUCGCGGAACUGCUGGAGAGGAGGGCUUUGCCGGAAGCGGUGGGCUUAGCGAGGCUCGUUCUGACGAUUCUUUCGAGCAGAGUGGGGAGUUUACUUCUCUGCGGCCGGCUUUGCCUCGCCGGAAGAUGGCCUUACAUUCACAAAUUCUCCCAAGUUCCAUUGCAGAAGAGGGAGUCCAUUCUCCAGGGAUGGUCCAGACAGACCUAUCUCUUCCCCUUGAGACUGCUCUUUGUCUUAAUCAAAAUCCUCUGUUUCUACACCUUCUUCUCCUCGACUGAUGAGAAUUCAAGAAAUCCAGCAUGGGAGGCCAUUGGCUACCGAGUGGACGACAGGGAAGGCAAAACCAAACCCCUCUCCCCAGAGGCAGAGGGGAGGCCUCUCGACAAGGGCAUCGUGGAAACAAUGGUUGAAACUGACUGUACCCUCUUCCACUCACUCACCCAGAAAGGCCUUCAGGUCACACAACACCCGAGUGACAACAUUCUCAAGAUCAAGUGUGAUGUGGUGAUCGUGGGUUCUGGUUGUGGCGGCGGUGUUGCUGCUGCUGUUCUUGCCAACUCCGGCCAAAGAGUUGUCGUCCUCGAGAAAGGGAACUACUUCGUCCCGGAGGAUUAUUCCGGUUUGGAAGGUCCCUCCAUGGAUGAACUCUAUGAAUCAGGUGGAAUCCUAUCGACCCUAGAUGGGAAAGUGAUGAUCCUUGCAGGAUCAACAGUUGGGGGAGGAUCUGCUGUGAAUUGGUCAGCAGCCAUUAGAACCCCGGAACAUGUUCUCAAAGAGUGGGCUGUGGAUGAAAAGAUUCGGCUUUAUGGAAGUUCUGUUUAUCAAUCCGCAAUGGAUGAUGUGUGCAAGAGGAUUGGUGUCACAGAGGGUUGUGCAGAGGAAGGGUUUCAGAAUCAAGUGCUUCGGAGAGGGUGUGAGAGUCUCGGGUUAAAAGUCGAGUCGUCCCCGAGGAACUCGUCCGAGAAUCACUACUGUGGUUCUUGUGGUUAUGGCUGUCGAAUGGGGGAGAAGAAGGGGACUGAUUCUACUUGGCUGGUGGAUGCUGUUAGUAAUGGUGCAGUGAUCUUAACAGGAUGCAAGGCAGAGAGAUUCAUACUGGGAAAUGAUGAUACUGGGUCGAGGAAGAGAUGUUUGGGAGUCAUUGCUUCCACUGUGAGCAAGAACAUCACAAAGAAGCUUCAUAUAGAGUCUAGAGUAACAGUUUCAGCAUGUGGGUCUCUCUUAACUCCCCCUCUAAUGGUUUCUAGUGGAUUGAAGAACCCUAAUAUUGGCAAGAACCUCCGUCUGCAUCCCGUUCUAUUUGCAUGGGGAUACUUCCCAGAAUCUGUUUUGCCCAUCAAGGGAAAAAGCUACGAGGGAGGAAUCAUCACUUCACUCCACAAGGUGGUUUCCCAAGAAGCUAAUCCUCAUGCCCUAAUAGAAGCUUCUGCGCUAGGACCUGCUUCUUUUAGUGUUAUGAUGCCAUGGGUGUCAGGGCGAGACAUGGAGGACCGGAUGAUGAGGUACUCGCGAACAGCUCACCUAUUCGCUUUGGUCAGAGAUAAGGGCUCAGGGGAAGUGAAGGCAGAAGGAAGGAUCAAGUACCGAUUAGAUGGGAUCGACAAAGAAAACCUUAAAGUAGGCCUGAGGCAAGUGUUGAGGAUCUUGGUUGCAGCCGGAGCUGUUGAAGUGGGAACUCACAGAAGUGAUGGACAGAGAAUGAGAUGUGAAGGAACUAGAGAUGAGGAUUUGGAGGAAUUUCUAGAUGAAGUAACAGCAGUUGGAGGACCAAAGUCGAGGGGAGAGUACUGGACCCUGUAUUGCUCUGCACAUCAGAUGGGUAGUUGUAGGAUGGGCGCCACUGAGGAAGAGGGUGCAGUUGAUGAGAAUGGGGAAAGCUGGGAAGCAAAAGGCUUAUUUGUUUGUGAUGCAAGUAUUCUGCCUAGUGCCAUUGGGGUCAAUCCCAUGAUCACAAUCCAGGCCACUGCUUAUUGCAUCUCAAAAAGAAUUGCAGAGUCCUUGAAGAAAGAUGAAUCUCACUAAUAAUACUCAAUGCAA